AUGGAAAACAGAAGCAGAUCAGUUGAAAAGAAACUGGACGAGCUGUUACGAGAAACCUCCAAGGAGAGAUCGGAGAAAAAGUUCUACUCCUCAAACGUCGAGCCCAAAGCAUCCGCAGAUUCAGGUAUUCAGCUCAUCACCUGCGAGGACCGACCCGUCCGCUUGAAUGAUGCACAACAACUUUUAAACGAAAAUAAGAUACAAUUGCUAAUGAAGGAAAAUGCAAAGCUUAAUGAUGAAUUAAGAAGCAUGCAGCAAAACGAGGUGGAUUUCGAGAAUGCAGCGCGGGACGUUCGCACCCUCCUCCUACGAUCGGAAGAGGAUAAGAAGCACCUGAUGAAUAGGAUUGAAAAACUCACCGCCAACGGGAUAACUGUCAUUCAAUCCAGCCUGUUUCUUCUAGAACGAGUCCUCAUAUCAGAAAUUGAGCGCUUGAAGCGCCGCGGUGGGACAACUGGAAGUACACGACCACCAAGUCAAAAGAAGUCGGGUUCUCUGGAGGAGCACAUUACGGGGCUGGAGCAGGACCGGGACUACUGGAAGAAUCAAGUGGAACUCCUGAGUCAAAUGCUCACCUGUCCCAGUAUUGUCGGCCCGCGAAGCACCACCAACAAACAAGUGGGUAGUAGGGUCUCCUCUGCCUCAAAAUUAGGUCGAGGCAAAGCCCAGAAGGAUGAACGAACGUCUAGGAUCGAAGAGGACCUAAAGGCCCUACAGGAGACAAGGAGGGAAGCGAAACAGAUGAAAUAUCGCCCGUUUGCAGGGCUGGGACUCAUUCCUCGAUCCCGCAGUCUUCCACGUGAACAGUCGGUUCAGGAAACCCAUGUCCCAAAUCAAAUUAGGGUCGGCCGGAAUGCAUUGCCACCCCGAAAGUUGAAACAACACCUUUCCUUUGCGAUAAUUGGCAUAGGAAAGAGAGCAAUGCGAGGAAACCGUUUUACGGUAGCCUCAGUCACCGCCAUAACCGGGCCUAGUUCAGUCUGUACUGAGUCGUUUGAAAAAUCUCUGGAGAACCAAAAAUUGCGAAUUGAACGAGACGAACUCCGAAUGCUGCUCACUCGCUUCGAAAAACGCAUUCAGGAGAUUCAAGACAAUGUGCAAACGCUAACUAAAGAGCGGAAUGAUUUGCAUAAACUAUAUGCCGAUGGCUUAUCACUGGUGUACUUCUUUUCCAAGGCUAAGAACGAGAUUCAUCGACUACACCACGACCUGUACGACGUGCAGAACGCAGCUAGCCGACGGGUGGUCAAUCAGGAGGUGACUGCUCGUCUUCAAGCAGAUUUGGAAAGAGCUCGGCGCGAAAUUGAGCAUCUUUCGGCUGAAAGGGAGAGUCUAGCUGCCAAGUACAAGAAGGCGACCGAGGUAGAGAGCGUAGACAAGCAGCGCCACAGCAAGCAAAUGGACUACAUGGAGAAGGCCCUCUGCGAGGCCACCACCGAGCGCGACGAGGUAGUCAGUCGGAUCGGUCAGCUAAAACGGCGGCUGGAGGAGCUACAGUGCAGUCAAGUGCAAAUCGAGCAGCGUCUUACCGAGAGGAACGAGAAACUUAAGAGGUCCACUGAGGAGGCGAACGGCCUUCGCGGUGAGCUUGAAGGUCGGCAGAGGCUAUUGGAGGAAACGGAGGCCAAGUUGGUUGCUGCACGUCAACGAAACAGUGAACUGGAGGCCGUCUACCAGCGCGCCGAGGCGUCGAUCGAGGAGAUCUCCCGACGCCUACAGCUGGAGCGAGAGGGGUGCGAACGCUUUCAAAGCGAGCUGCAGGAGGCCGCAUGUGAACGCGUGAAGAUGCAACAAGAAAUGGAGGAACUCAGAAAAGCCAAAUCCCAGCUUCAAAAGAACAACAAAUACCUUGAGAAGAAGUACAUGGUGACGGUUACAGAACGGGAUGAGGUCAACAGCAAUUGCAACAAACUCGCCACUGCCAUCAAGAACCUGGAACAGAAACUAAAGACCGCGGAAGAUGAAGUCACCUCGUGGACCUCGAAAUUCCAGCUUGAGCGUUCGGCUGGUGCAAGUUUGGCAGAGCGCUGCUCGGUGGCUGAGCGUCGUCUGGAAGAGAGCGAAUUUCGCACCCAGGAUCUGACCAAUGAGCUACGGGAAAAUCAAGAUGCCCGCUAUCAGCUAGAGCGACAGGUCAAAACGUUGGCAGAUAAUGUUGACAGACUAAAAUCCAAUGUAGAGCGAUUGAGAGAGGAGAAUGAGUCACUCAAGUCGGACAUCGAUUUGGCUAACAAGGAUAAAAUAAAGCUGGAGGCAUUAAUUGAAGAUCUCACAGCAUCUAAUCGUCAGCUCGUUCGAGAUCGGGACGAUGUUACACACCGUCACACUGUGGCUCGUGAAAGGAUUGCCGAACUAGAAGCUGCUUUGCGCUCUCUCGAGACCGACCUGAAACGCCAGACUGAAGCUGCAAACAAGGAACAUCAGAUGGUUGUUGACUUGCAAAGGCAAAAUGAGGCCAUGAAGCAGCGAUGUGAGGACUUGGAUGCUGAGCUGACGGAGACCAUAAACAAACACCGCAAUGUGGAGGAUCGAUUUCAUCAGGUGGAGCUGCGCGCAGGUCAGCUGGAAAGGGAGCUACGUCUCGAACACGAUGAUUAUCUCCAGGUCAGGUCUCGAUUGGAAGCCACAGAGGAGCAAAGGGACGCUGAGGAGGCAAGUUUAGCCAAUCGAAAACUCAUGGCUCAGCGUAUUUCUGACCUGGAGGCCCAAUUAACCUCUCAACUAAUGGAGCUUAAGGAGGCACGCAGCACCCUCGAUGAGAAUGCUCGUGUGCUCACCCGCAAAGAGGAACAACUUAGGACAAGUCAAGCAGCUGAGCAGUCGCUGAGGAGUGAAUUGGCCGCCGCACAGAGCAGCUUGCGCGAAAGCCGGCGGGCACUGGACGGAGGGGAACAGGAGAGUGCUCGGAUAAGAGAUGAACUUGCAGCCGCCAUGAGGGACCUUCAGCGUCUUCAAGUUGAACUUCAUGAGACGACGGAUGAACGAGAGUCUUUGAAGGCUCGAGCCGAUAGCUACCUGUCGGAGUUGGCGCGACAGGAGCGUUUGCUGGGCGAGCGGGCGAGGGAACGCGACAUUCUUGCAGAGCAGUCGCGCGCCGCGGUCGAGGACGCGGAGUUGUGGCGCACGCGUUGGACUGAGGCGGAGGCGGCCGCAGCAACCGCGCGUAGCCACAGCGACGAGAACGCGGCAGAGGUGGUUCGCCUGAGGGACGCCCUUGAGGCGCAAAAACGCGAGGUCUCCCAAUGCAGAACUGCUCUGGAAAGGGCUGAAAAUCAGGUCCUGAGUCUGAACCAGCAGGUAGAUGAGACGACUGAGGCGGCGGGCCUAGCACGAGCAGAGUUGGAGGCACUGGCAGCGGAGGUGUCACGACUGCGUGACUCGUUGGUGCGUGCAGAGGCAGCGCGAAGCGCGAAGGAGCGUGAAGCUGUACACUCACGAGUCGAAGCCGAGGAGGCGCGCUCCAAGCUGCACUCCACGGAGGCAGCGCUCCUCCAAGCCAAUGAGAACGCCGCAACAGAGCGCGAAAACGCACGUAACGCUAAUCUCUUACUGCAGUCAGCCCGCGAGAAGGAGCACACGGCCACUCUAGAGGCCCAAGAGCGCAUGAAUGAGGUGAUAAUGCUGCGAGAGCGCGCAGUGAUGGCCGAGGAGAGAAUGGACGCGCAGCAGCGUGAGAACGCCCGCCUCUACGAGCGCCUGGCGGAGACAGAGAAGGAGGCCUCGCGUCUCUCGUGCAGCCUCUCCACGGAGCGUUUCGAGCGCGAGCGUCUCUCCGCCGAACUGCAAUCUGUUCCCACCACCUACCGCCCUUCGGGCUUUUCGGGAAGCUCUGGCCGGUACACAACCUCGCGACUUCGUUCGCCACGUCGUGAAAAGGAGGAAAUCUAG
Molecule: messenger RNA, 3888 nt
Organism: Echinococcus granulosus
Lineage: Eukaryota; Metazoa; Platyhelminthes; Cestoda; Cyclophyllidea; Taeniidae
Product: Centrosomal protein
Exons: 21
Coding region: 1-3888 (1295 amino acids)
Source: RefSeq, a predicted model, not a curated record